AUUCCAAACAAUUUAUCUUCAUCUCCUCUCCCUUAAUUUACAAACUCAUCGUGACUAAUAUUUAUAGUUAAGUUUCAGGUUAGAAGUUGGGCAAAAUCAAACCUCUUCUCCUGUCUCUUACUCUUCUUCUUCUUCAUCGAAGAUUAAAAUGGAAGAUACUAUGGGUCACAAGCAUCAGUUGCAGAAGUCGGUCAAGAGCCACAAUCACCUUGGCAGCGGUGGAUUACGUCGACCUGGUGCACCUCCUCUCAGAAAUUUGAACUAUAAUACAAGGCAAAUGCAGCAAAACAAUUGGCAAAUGAGUAAAGGAGUGGACCGAAUGCAAGCAUUUUUCUUGGUUUCGCCGGGCCGUGCAUCUUCUGGCACUGGAGUAUUUUUUCCGGCCAUCGCUUCGCAUCCCCCAACCAAAAAAACAGAAAUUCGUGAAGAUGAUUCGGAGAAGGAGAAGGAGAAGGAGAGCGAAAUGGUGGAAACUCCCUUUGAUUCGCUGGAGAAACUUCUUCCGGAGGAAUGGACUUAUUAAUGACCAGACCUUGGUGCCGUUGACCAAUUGUACUCAUUAAUGCAAAGAAGUAGAGUCAAAUAAAAAGAAAAGGAAAAGGAAAGGAAAGAAAAGAUUCUCGUAUCGUGUAUGUUUCGUUACCAUUGGGUUAGUAGUAAUAAUAAUGAAAAAUAAGAUCAACCCGUUUGUGACU
Raphanus sativus (radish) is the source of this 695-nucleotide messenger RNA. RefSeq lists its product as uncharacterized. Lineage: Eukaryota; Viridiplantae; Streptophyta; Magnoliopsida; Brassicales; Brassicaceae. The record is from RefSeq and is a predicted model, not a curated record. The coding region runs from base 149 to 523 and encodes 124 amino acids. The transcript has 4 exons.